Tetrahymena thermophila SB210 is the source of this 669-nucleotide messenger RNA. Its product is annotated as cyclic nucleotide-binding domain protein. The record is from RefSeq and is a predicted model, not a curated record. NCBI's taxonomy places the organism in Eukaryota, Ciliophora, Oligohymenophorea, Hymenostomatida, Tetrahymenidae. The transcript has 8 exons. Gene Ontology annotation, molecular function: protein binding.
AUGAUAUAAUAGAUUAAAGAAUAUUACGAAUUAGAAGAAUUUUUAAGCUCUUCACUUUUAUCUUAUUAGGUUCUCCGUAUUUAUCUGAGUGAUAUUGGUAUUGGUGAUGAAGGUGUAUCAGGCUUAGGUUCUGGUUUAGCAAAAUGCAUUAAUCUCUCAAAUUUGACACUUGACCUUAGGAACAGUAAAAUUGGUGAUGAAGGUGCAUCAGGCUUAGGUUCUGCUUUAGCAAAAUGCAUUGAUCUCUCAAAUUUGACACUUGACCUUGGUUGGAAUUAAAUUGGUGAUGAAGGUGCAUCAGGCUUAUGUUCUGGUUUAGCAAAAUGCAUUAAUCUCUCAAAUUUGACACUUUACCUUACUAAAAAUAAAAUUAGUGCAAUGGGUGCAUUAGGCUUAGGUUCUGCUUUAGCAAAAUGCAUUAAUCUCUCAAAUUUGACACUUAACCUUUCUUGGAAUUAAAUUGGUGAUGAAGGUGCAUCAGGCUUAGGUUCUGCUUUAGCAAAAUGCAUUAAUCUCUCAAAUUUGACACUUUACCUUAGUUCUAAUUAAAUUGGUGAUGAAGGUGCAUCAGGCUUAGGUUAUGCUUUAGCAAAAUGCAUUAAACUCUCAAAUUUGAAAAUUUUGAGACUUAAUCUUGGGUAAAAACAGUUUAUUUGUUUUGGAUUGUGA